Molecule: messenger RNA, 2870 nt
Organism: Esox lucius (northern pike)
Lineage: Eukaryota; Metazoa; Chordata; Actinopteri; Esociformes; Esocidae
Product: rho GDP-dissociation inhibitor 1-like
Exons: 7
Coding region: 234-851 (205 amino acids)
Biological process (GO): Rho protein signal transduction
Cellular component (GO): cytosol; cytoplasm; membrane
Molecular function (GO): protein binding; Rho GDP-dissociation inhibitor activity
Source: RefSeq, a predicted model, not a curated record
GGGCGGGCGCAGCAUAGUUCCCGGAAGCGGGUAGUGCGGGCGGCGCCGUUCCGAUUUCGCCAUACUUGCGCGGGGCAGAGCGAGGGAAGCACAUCUCUGAGAAGCUCCUGGAAAAACCUGCUAAAAACGGGAUUUCUUGUCCCGUUCGUCUGAUUGGCUCAGAGCUGGCGUCUGGCGACUAGUGCUUCGACGAGACUCUAGCCGUGAGUGGUCAUCAAAGCCCUGCAUGAGACAUGGCUGAAGACGACGUGACUCCAGAGCAGCUGGCAGCCAUUGCUGCGGAGAACGAACAGAGCGAGUCCGUCAACUACAAACCCCCGGCCCAGAAGACCCUGCAGGAGAUCCACGAGCUGGACCAGGACGACGAGAGCCUUCGGAAGUACAAGGAGGUUCUGCUAGGAGCUGGCGCUGCUGCUGUUGUCGCAGAUCCCAACGUUCCCAACGUCCAGGUGACACGGUUGACCCUGAUGUGUGAGACCGCCCCAAACCCGCUGACCCUAGACCUGCAAGGAGAUCUGGAGGCCUUUAAGAAGCAGUCCUUUGUCCUGAAGGAGGGAGUGGAGUACAGGAUAAAGAUCAGCUUUAAGGUGAACAAGGAGAUCGUCUCAGGGCUGAAGUAUGUGCAACAGACACACAGGAAAGGAGUGAAAAUUGACAAGUCAGACUACAUGGUGGGGAGCUACGGGCCGAGGCCGUCCGAGUACGACUUCCUGACCCCUCUGGAGGAGGCCCCCAAAGGCAUGCUGGCCCGUGGCACCUACAACAUCAAGUCCAAGUUCACCGACGACGAUAAACACGACCACCUGUCCUGGGAGUGGAACCUCAACAUCAAGAAGGACUGGAAAGACUAAGAGGCCUUCAGAAUCAAGCUGCACCCCAGUUCUCAUUCGGUCACGUCUUUCUUCACGCCAUCCUCAUGUAUUCAUCCCCCCCCUUCGGUCAUCUCUCCCUCUUUCCAUUGACCAAUCUGCAUUAGUAGCAGCAGAAGCGUCGGCCCCCCCCUGUCCGUCCAGCCCCCCCACCACCCCCAUUGACACACUGUCCUCGACAUGCCAUCCAUGCAACCGCAAGUCGCCCAUAGCUGUACCCCGCCCCUCAUGGUUUAUCCUGCUUGAAGAGAUUAACCCCCCCCCCCCUUUGUUCCCAAAAUGGUCUUCCUAUCAGUUAGAAGUACAUGUUGGAAAAAGCAAGUGUACAAUCGAUUGUUUUUGCCUUUGGUUUUUUAUAUGUGUAUAAUUGUAUGAAUAACUGGCUUUGUUCAUGUCACUGUUGAUAUUAAUCGGCUUUCAUGCUCAUUCCCCGUCUUCUUUGCUACCCCCGUUAGCAUUCCUUUGUCCGCCUUCUUCCUAGUUGUUUUUCAGUGUUAUACCAAGACCUGCCUUGUUAAGGGUACAGUGAGUUAAUAACAAGCUGCUCUCUUCCAAAUCCUCCCAUCCCCCUGACAUGUAUUAACCCUCUCCUCUUGCCGGGGGGGGGGGGGGGGGCCGGGGCUGAGAUGAACGCGGGAGUUAUAUAAUUUGGAAAGGAUGGGUGGACGCCCCAGCUCUGCCUUAUAUAUAGACCAGAAAUAGUCAUUUUCAACUCACCAAUAUUCUGUUUACUUUCCUUAUGCAGCUGUCAUGGUAACCCACUAACCGAUGUUGCAUGCUGUAUCUUGUGUAUUUCAUGCGGUGCUUGCUAUUGGGUAGACUCACUCAAGGGCUUAUUUCACUAUAGACACACGUAGCUCUUUGGUAGUUAAGGUUUUCCUUGUUGAGUUUACACAACUUUUGCUCCCUGCCUGUUUGGUCAAAACGGUCCACCGCUAAAUAAAAUUGGUAAUUAGAAUAGAAUGCGCCACCUCGAAUUGAGUAAUGGUUCUUCUCCACUUCAUCUUUACUGAUAACCCUUGGCACUUCCUAUCCUCAGCCAUGAGGCCUUAUUGACGACAUUGGUCGCAAAAAAAGACUAAAACGUUUAUUUCUUUAUUUUUGCCUUAGUACAUCAAUCCUGCAGUCAGUUUUCCCCCCUGCUCACUCAGAUUGUGUCGGCAUGUGUGUUACCUUUAGAGCCCACUGUCCCGAGGCAAGGUGAGCAGCACCAGAGAAGCACACGAGUAAAGCGUAACUCACCGUCUGCUGCUGGAGACAUUGACGGUGGAGCAGGAGCCUUUGACCAGUGACAAAUUGACAGUAGGGGAUGAUGUGAUAUAAGUUUGCACAGAGUUGUGGGCGCUAGCGGGAUGUGAAAGGGAAGGGGUUAGGAAUUUGGAUCGGAAAGUGGAAUUGGCAUUGUUACGUGCUGUACCCAGAGCAUAUGGAUGUAAACGUGUCGGCUAUUGUGAAUGAUCUUCACGCUGCUCCAUACAUUCCUUCACAUUGUACAGUUUCUAUGAAAAUGCUGGCAUGCUGGUGGGGUUGUAUAAAUAUUUGAUCAUCAUUUGUGAUUGCUCCUCUUGGUCAAUAAAGAGUUUGCUCAACUUGGCCUGUUAUGUGUACGGAGCGUGUGUGAGUUUCAGAUACGACCUUGGUUUUACAGUUUGUGUAUGAGUAUUCCAGUUGGAGGUCGCGUAUCGUUUUGUUUCACAAUGUACUCGGUCUAGUCACGUUACAUGAUCUGCAUGAACUCGGGACUCUAUUCUGGUUUAUAUUGGGUUACAUUGCGCUACCAAUGAAAUGCAAAAACAUAUGUAAUGUUACGAAUUUCCUUAAACAUAUCUCAAAUUCCAAGGUUAAAGGUUAGGUAUAAAAAAAGUUAAUCUCAAUGGAUUAUACAAAAAAAACGAUGACUUCGAAGUUACACUUCUGAUGUUAAACCUAGCCUAGUUAACAUUACCCACCUUGUUGCCUUAGCCACAACAUACUGGAAUUUAUAAUAAACAUGUAACAUUA